AUGCAAAAGUCAUUGCCAUCCAAUCAUCCACAGUUAGGUUCUACUUUCGUUAAUAUUGGUACAGUACAUCAAUCAAUGGGAGAAUAUUCCAAAGCACUCGUAUAUUAUGAAAAAGCAGUUGAAAUCUAUGAGAAAUCCUCGACAUUUGAUCACCUCGAUACAGCUACUCUGUUUGAGAAUAUUAGUAUGGUUUAUGACUCGACGGGAGAUUAUGCGAAAGCACUCUCAUAUUGUGAAAGAGCCUUAGAAAUCAAACAGAAAUGUUUGCUACCUAAUCAUCCUGAUCUAGGAAACUCAUAUAGCAAGUUUGCUUCGCUCUAUCGAUCAAUGGGACAGUAUAAGAAGGCACUUUUCUAUUACGAAAAGACACUCGAAAUUAGACAGUUAUGUCAUUCCCCUGAUCAUCUCAGCUUAGCAGACACCUAUGAAGGUAUUGCUGUGUUGCACUACUCCAUGGGACACUAUGUGGACUCACUUAUUAAUUAUCAGAAAGCCAUGGAAACGUAUCGGAAAAUUUUUCCAUCUGAUCAUGCAAAGUUGGCAUCUGUCUAUCAUGGUAUGGCCUUGGCGCUGUAUUCCGUGGGCCAAUAUUCUACAGCACAAUCCUCCUACCAAAAAGCUCUCGAAAUUCAAAAGAAAUUUCUUCCAUCUAAUCAUCCCGAUGUAGCAACUACCUACUGUAACAUUGCAUUGUUGCAUCGAUCAUUAGGAGAAUAUUCAAAGGCACUUUUCUACUAUGACAAGUCGCUUGAAAUUCGACAAAAAUGCUUUGCAGCGGAUCAUCCAGACUUAGCAGCAACCUAUAAUGGUAUUGCGCAGGUAUAUCGUUCUAUGGAGGAAUACUGCAAUGCACUUUCAUAUUUUCAAAAGACACUUGAAAUUCAGCAAAAAUGUCUUCCAUCAGAUCAUCCAGCUUUGGCUUUCACUUACUACGGCCUUGGUACUGUAUAUUACGCGAUGAAAGAUAAUUCGACAGCACUUUGCUUUUAUCAAAAAGCACUUGAGAUCUUCACCAAUUGUUUUCCAUCAAACCAUGCUCAUACGGUUACCACGUAUGGAAAUAUUGCAUUGGCGCAUGAAUCAAUGGGAGAGUAUAUGAAAGCUGCUUCUUAUUAUGAAAUGGUGCUUGAAGGAAAACGGAAGAGUCUUUCAGCCAAUCAUCCUUUGCUAGCUAAGGACUACAACAAGAUCGGUUCAAUGCAUUUUCUCGUUGAAGACUAUGGUGAGGCAUUAUCAUACUAUGAGAUGACUUUCGAAAUUCUAGUUAAAGCAUUGCCUUCUGGUUAUCCAUUAUUGGCUAUUCUAUACAGAGAUAUUGCCGAUGUUUAUCGAGCUAUGAGACAAUAUUCUUGCGCACUAUCAUACUAUAAGAAAGUACUUGAUAGCAUACAGACCGUGCCUUCCUUCUAUUUUCCAUGGCAACUAACUGUUCGUAAAAAUGUGAUUGAGAUGUCGGAAAAACUAAAUCAAUAUGACGAUACUGUUAAUUAG
Messenger RNA from Adineta steineri, 1491 nucleotides. The record is from the annotation of a GenBank genome assembly. NCBI's taxonomy places the organism in Eukaryota, Metazoa, Rotifera, Eurotatoria, Adinetida, Adinetidae.